AUGUCUAAUUUCACUGGAGGCGAUGCUGGCAGUAGUUUCUCUUCAGGAAACACCGGAGAAUUAGAAGCACAAAAUCGAAACCAACUUUCAAAAACCAAAGACAACUUACAUGGUGGGAAUACUUCACUUCCUCCAGCGAAGAAAAAACGUAACCUGCCAGGAACCCCAGAUCCUACAGCAGAAGUUAUUGCUUUAUCACCAAAGACAUUAAUGGCGACCAACAGAUUCGUGUGUGAGAUUUGCAGCAAAGGGUUUCAAAGAGACCAAAAUCUGCAGUUGCAUCGAAGAGGUCAUAAUCUACCCUGGAAGCUUAAGCAAAGAACAACUACUGAUACUCGGAAACGAGUCUACAUAUGCCCUGAGCCAUCUUGUGUUCAUAACCAUCCAUCCAGGGCUCUUGGUGAUCUCACCGGCAUCAAAAAGCAUUAUAGCAGGAAACAUGGUGAGAAGAAAUGGAAAUGUGAUCGGUGCUCUAAGAAAUACGCGGUCCAGUCUGAUUGGAAAGCUCAUCAAAAAACUUGUGGCACUCGGGAAUACAAGUGUGAUUGCGGCACCAUUUUCUCGAGAAGAGACAGUUUUAUAACACAUAGAGCAUUUUGCGACGCAUUAGCUGAAGAAAACAACAAGGUGAAUCUGGGGAUGCUGCAAUCACAACAAAUGACCGAUCAUUACACGCCAUCCUUGGCAAUGAACACCGGAGAUAGCAUGUCAAUGGAACUCCCCGAAUUUGGCAAUUACAAUUUGAAAAGCCCACUCAAGUUGCAACCUCAAGAGAUUUCAAUGCCUUACGAAGCAAUGAACGUAUCAAGGGGUUUGUUUUCGAGUAGUUCAGGUACCUUACUUAGCAACCCGAGAGGUGUACCAUCAUCGACUUCUGGACUCGAUCUCAGUUCAUCAAAUGGGCAAUUGGGUUUCGGGAACCUACCUCAGGAAACCAGAGCUGGAGGCCCAUUUUCCGUGUCAAUGGCUCAUAUGUCUGCAACGGCCUUGCUACAGAAAGCAGCCCAAAUCGGUGCUACAGCAAGUAAUGUCAUAAAUUCUUCAAUGAUGCAAAAGAGCUAUGUUACUAGCAUGGCUGGCCCGGACCAAACCAAUUCUGAUGGGCCAAGUCCCACACCGUCAUACUUUGAUGUACAAGGCUCGUUUCACAAUAUCCUUACACAACCCGAAGGAUACAAUGCUUUGCAAAAGCCCAACCCACAAGAUACAUAUGGGCCCGGGCCCAAACCAAUAUUGGGUUCUGAUCCUGUAAUGAAUGACACAGGAACUUAUAGUGAAAUGUUAAAGAGAGGAGAUCAAUGUCUUGGACUAAUGAACAUGGGACAUGAAGAUGGAAAAGAUAAUAACUCUGAUCUGAUUCAAAGCAGAGAUGAUUCUGGAAUAGUAAGAGGCGUACCAGGUAACAAAGUUGGUGGUAAUGAGACGAUGACUGUCGAUUUUCUAGGCAUUGGAGGAUCCAGAUCACUACUUAUGCAAGAACAACGUAGAUUUGGGAGUUUUGAAGCAGCGGGUCUUCAACAUAUGCAAGCAAUGAAUCCAUUCCAACAACUUAUAAAUCAUGAUUCUUCAACCCAUGAAAAGCCCAUUUGGGAGGAAUAA
Molecule: messenger RNA, 1599 nt
Organism: Erigeron canadensis
Lineage: Eukaryota; Viridiplantae; Streptophyta; Magnoliopsida; Asterales; Asteraceae
Product: zinc finger protein GAI-ASSOCIATED FACTOR 1-like
Exons: 3
Coding region: 1-1599 (532 amino acids)
Cellular component (GO): nucleus
Molecular function (GO): DNA-binding transcription factor activity
Source: RefSeq, a predicted model, not a curated record